Messenger RNA from Psylliodes chrysocephalus, 2896 nucleotides. NCBI's taxonomy places the organism in Eukaryota, Metazoa, Arthropoda, Insecta, Coleoptera, Chrysomelidae. The record is from the annotation of a GenBank genome assembly.
CUUUGACCGGUUAUAUCGUAUGUGAAUGAACUUGUUUUUCCCUUUGACUUUAUUUUUAUCAAUUAAGGUUCUUCUGUUACCCGUCAUAAUAUGUGGUGCCCAAAGAGAGAAUAUACCUAAAUCAGUAAUGACCCGAACAGAACUGAAAGUUUCUAGAAGUUUAGAUCCUAAAAGCACCAAAACAUUAAAUGUUGUCACCAAGGAUGGAGGUAUAGCUCAACUAAUUGUUAAACGAAGAGAUUCCCAAGCGAAUCCAUCGUCUUCAUUUACACAUUAUGCACCGAUUCCUAGUAACAACAACUUUGAAAUAAAUUUCUACAAGGAUUAUGGUAACGAGAAACAAAAUUACGAGACAAAACUGUUUCCUAAUGUAGAAGACGGUAGGGAUCUUGAAGUUAUGGAGAGUAAACCUGCAGCUGCUAAUUGGAUACCAAUUUCAUCCCAGUACUAUCAACCAUCGGUACUAGAUAUGAACACAAUAGCUCUUAUCAAAAAUUUAACCAGCAGGAACUUAAUUUCGAUGAGAGCAUUGAACCAGUUGUUUGACAGUAAUAGAUUACCAAAUGCGCCUAGACCUGUUAACAUCGUUUCAGAAGAAAUACUUGUUAAACCAGGAUUAGAACGAAAACGCGGAAAAUCAUUUGAACAAGACGGAAUCCCCGUCAUCGAAGGUCAAAGAGUACCUGAUGAUCCUUCAGAUAAGAAAACAUGGAGAAACGCUAGAGUUAUAAAUAAUAAAUUAAUACCAUAUGAAGAAGGUUAUAAACCACCAAGAGCGGUACCUCUUGAAGAAUUAAUCUACCCCAUAUCGAACGAGCAGAAAAAUUCAGAUCAUGAAUCCAUAGGUCCUUUUUCUAAAGAAGAUAAUUUUAAAACAACCACUAACAAGAAAACCUCAUACGGACCAUUCACCGUUCACGAUAAUGAUAAUUUGGACCAAUUAGAAUCGGAUAGUAAAUCGUAUCUCAAAUUCAAUUCGAACGAACAAAGUUCCUAUCCUAAAUUCGAUAAUUACAGACCCGCCGACAAUAAUUUAAUGAAGUUUAUCACAGAAAUAAAUUCGAAAGAAGCCACAAAGAGUUAUCAUAAUAAACGACAAUAUAGAUCAAACAGGGAUAGCGAUGGAAGUAACAAAUUUGAAAGAAGAAUGUUACAGUAUCCUGUGGAAAUUUCAUAUCCAAAUUCGGCAUUGUACACUUCGCAAACAACAAAAUUGAGUCCAGUAAAUUUUAAUGAUGGCGUUAGAACUCCAGUUCUUCAAUACGCUCAUCCCGAAUUAGGCGUACAACCGGCGAAAGCCACAACUGACGACGAAUUUAAGAAAUUCGAGCACGAACGCAAUACACAAUCAUAUGAUACAGGGCGAUAUAAUCAAUAUUACACCAAUCUCAACAGUAUGGAUUAUAAUAGAAAGGAUGUACUGAAUUAUCCAUACAAUACUUACUACAUCGAGACGAAAAACGAAGAACCAUUUUGGAUAAAAAUCACCGAAAGAAUUAGAGAUAAGGUUCAAAGUAGCUUUCAACAUAUGCAUCAACUUACAAAGCCAGUGUUCGAUCCUCUCGUUGAAGCUACCCAAAAAAUUUCGCAAAAUCUAGGUUUCGGUAAUCGAAAACAACAUGCUCAAGAUAGAACUGGUGUCUUUGCACCUGUAGGCACUUCAGUCAUUUUGCCAGCUUUAGGACUUGUUGCUGGAGGAGCAGCUUUAGGUCUGGGAGCUGCAGCGGUAGGACAUUAUUUUACACCGAUUGAACUACAAAGAGCCCAUUCAAACGAUCUAGUAGUGUUUUUAAAAGACGAUCUAAACCGAUACGGAAAUCACGAGAGGGUCAAAAGGAGUUCGCAAGAUGAUUUCAAUAUACAAAAACUAAGAGAAAACGAGCCGCAAAAACCCGAACGUUAUCACGAACUGUCAUCGAUGAGCAUCUGGUCCGAUACUCCUUGUUCGAAGAGAGUGUUUUGUGAGGUUAUGUUGCAGCAAGGUCCCGAUGAAAAUUUGCUGAUGGAGAAGAAGAUGGAGCAGUUGUUGUUAACGGUACAUCCUGACAUUGCAUCACAAGCUUCUCAUCACCUCCAGGACGUGAUGAAUGCCGUAAAACUUCGAGACUGUACCAAAUAUAUUUGUAGGACACCGUUUAUAAUUUCGCCUAAAGCGGCUUAAAAGCUUUUUACAAAUUAAAUAUAAUUUAUUUUAAAUAUUAACAAAGUCUUAACAUCAGUGUUGAGAAAUCAUAUAAAAAUAUAAUAUGAAGUAGUUUCUUUGAAACAAAAAAUUGUUAUUAAUAAUAUUAAAUAAGUUCAGCUAGCAGACAAAUGACAUUAAUUUAUUUGUCAAUUUAUGUACAGGAAAGUGUGAAAGUAUUAAUUUUUCUUAACAGUUUCAUGAGAAAUGUCAAACGUCACUGUCAACACAGUAUUUUUAAAGCUAGUGAUUAUUAAAAUUAUCCUCGAAAUAAGUCUGAGAGAAACAGUCAAUGAGUUUUCACGUUGAUGUAUGACUUUUCCCAUGGAAAUCUUAAGUAGGCAUUCCAAACAAAAUGGUUGUAGGUCUGGUCCAAACAAAAUGGUAGUCCAUAGGUAAUGACAGGAACAUGCUAGGUUAUGAUGACAACACUGUAGGCCUGGUGAUUUGACAAAGUCAAUGAUAUAGAUAGUUAAUAUAAACUAAUUAUCCAUGUAUAAUUGACCCUGUCAAUGACAAGAGACCCACAAGGUUGCCAUGUCUAAACUGUCAAUCCCACUAGCAGCAUUUUGACAGGUCGUUGAAAUGCCCAAUAUAAAUGACUACUACCAUACUUUGUAAAUAGGUUUAAUUAUUACGACAUGUUACUUAGCUGACUCUUUUAAGAAUCUGGUACGUGAAAGAUGAUAGAGUGACUCAAAUGUUCGAUUAACG